Molecule: messenger RNA, 1250 nt
Organism: Rhododendron vialii
Lineage: Eukaryota; Viridiplantae; Streptophyta; Magnoliopsida; Ericales; Ericaceae
Exons: 8
Coding region: 80-940 (286 amino acids)
Cellular component (GO): cytoplasm; nucleus
Molecular function (GO): RNA binding; sequence-specific DNA binding; RNA endonuclease activity
Source: RefSeq, a predicted model, not a curated record
AGGAAAUGGGACGAUUUACCGUGGAACAGGCCACAGGGUUUUGCUUCAGCGUCUAUUUGUCGAGCGAUCCGGGAGACAGAUGUUCUGCGCCUCCGCAUUCUACAAGUUCUCUCUCAUGGCUUCCAAACACCACCGCCUCCAUCCAUUCGCAGAUGCGGCUCUACAGAGCGCCGCAAAAAGGCCGAGGAUGACAACGACGACGAAAGCUGAAUCCUCGUCAGCCAUGAAGGAUGCAUUCUCCAAAUACGCCGACUACCUCAAUGCCCUCAAUGACAAACGGGAAAGAGUGGUAAAAGCAAGUCGUGAUAUCACCAUCAAUAGCAAAAAGGUCAUAUUUCAGGUGCACAGAAUGAGUAAAUACAACAGAGAGGAGGUUCUUGAUAAGGCAGAAAAGGAUCUAGCUUUUGUGACGGAACAGUAUGUUGCUCGACUAAUAAAAGAACUGGAGGGGACUGAUUUUUGGAAGCUAAGACGAGCAUAUUCACCUGGGGUGCAGGAAUAUGUUGAAGCUGCGACUCUUUGUAAAUUUUGCAAAACUGGAACUCUUCUGAAUCUUGAUGAGAUCAAUUCUGCCUUGUCACCAUUGAGUGAUCCAUCUGUAGACCCGUUGCGGAUUAAUGUCCUUGACUAUCUCUUGGGGCUUGCUGAUUUGACAGGAGAGCUUAUGAGGCUGGCAAUUGGCCGGAUAUCAGAUGGUGAACUUGAAUUUGCAGAGAAAAUAUGCAGAUUUGUACGUGAAAUCUACAGGGAACUGACACUUCUUGCCCCCAGUAUGGAUGAUAGUCAUGAGAUGAAAACGAAGAUGGAUACAAUGCUCCAAAGUGUAGUGAAAAUAGAAAAUGCUUGCUUCAGUGUCCGUGUGCGAGGAUCGGAGUAUAUUCCCCUACUGGGUUCAGAUGUUCCCAGUUACUCCUUGCUAGGGGCGUCUGACCUGGAAUGAUCAAGUGUUCUCAUCUGGUAGCCAAUGGAGAAAAGAACUUAUCUAUGGUAAUGUGUUAGGAACUUAGAAAACAAAGAAGGCAUGCACGUUCGCCUAUUGAAUGGUCUUAAAGGCCGAUUAUUAAACCAUCUUCUUUCCUCCUUGUAAGUCCUGUAGAAUGCCAUCAUGUCAAAGUAGGCGUGAUUUUGGAAUGUUUUCAUGAAGGCAAGUUUUGUGUAUGGUUCUGUUUUUUGAAAAACGUAAACAUAAAUAAAGCUUGUUCUGGAGUAUUUUUUACUAUCAAAUCUUAGUUUAAGGAUCUCUCAGAUUA